Messenger RNA from Serpula lacrymans var. lacrymans S7.9, 1558 nucleotides. RefSeq lists its product as uncharacterized. The transcript has 5 exons. Gene Ontology annotation, molecular function: sulfite transmembrane transporter activity. NCBI's taxonomy places the organism in Eukaryota, Fungi, Basidiomycota, Agaricomycetes, Boletales, Serpulaceae. The record is from RefSeq and is a predicted model, not a curated record. Gene Ontology annotation, biological process: transmembrane transport; sulfite transmembrane transport. Bases 215 to 1438 code for a protein of 407 amino acids. Gene Ontology annotation, cellular component: plasma membrane.
GAAUAAUUAUAGGUGCAUCGGUCAUCCACAACAGUGGCCGAACUCGUCUCGACAAAGUAUCAGUCAUCUUUGACACACUUCUCGAAAGCGUGUCACGGUUUCUGGAUUCACAUGGCUAUAAAAGCACACUCACAACGUGGUCACGGUGCUACCUCGGCUUUCUAAACUUUCCCCAAGCGCUAGGAUGUUGAAUUGACCCUCCAACGAACAGACCAUGACCGUUCAUCGUGAAAUGACUUCCACAACUCUCGCCAAGAAGUCUCUUAGAGACAUUGUUCAUCAUUUUACCCCUGCGUGGUUUACUGUGACAAUGGGAACUGGCGCUAUCUCCAUGCUUUUUCACAACUAUCCAUAUGGCAAUGAAUCGCAGCCAAUGAAAGCCUUCACUUUCCUGUUCUUUUUCUUGAAUCUUGCGCUGUUUGUUCUCUUCACGGCCGUGAGUGCAGCGCGAUUCAUAUUAUUUCCCAAGAUAUGGUCUCGAAUGCUACGACAUCCUGUUCAAAGCUUAUACCUCUCCACCUUUCCAAUGGGGGCCACCACGUUAAUCAAUGUCGCUAUUGGUGACAUUUUUCUGACAUACGGUUUUGGUGGAAAGGCCUUUGUGUAUACUAUCUGGAGCCUUUGGUGGCUCGACGUUGCCUUGUCCUUUAUUUCGUGCUUUUGGCUGAUGCACAUCAUGAAAACACGCCAGGAACACUCGCUGAAAACGAUGACAACUGCUUGGAUAUUACCAGUUGUCCCACUGGUAGUCGGGUCGUCGACUGGCGGCGUGAUUGCUCCCGCCUUGCAGAUAUACUCGCCAUCCCACGCAUUACUUACUAUCGUAUUCGCGGUCUUCAUGGUCACAAUUGGUCUUUCCCUCUCACUGAUGAUGCUCACUAUCUACAUACUCCGACUCGUGGUAUACGGCUACCCCGCUGGGAUCGGUAUUCUAUCCUCCUUUUAUCCUCUUGGCCCGUCCGGGCAAGCUGCAUACUCUAUUCUCCUAAUUGGACAGUCGUUGCAGUCUCUCUUACCGCUGAACUAUGGUGACUCUGAUUUCCUGCGGUGGAAAUUUGUAGGAGACACUUUCAAUGUUUUUUGCAUCGGGAUUUCUGUCGUACUCUGGUCAUUUGCCACUAUGUGGAUCGUCUAUGCAGUGUUAGGCAUCCAGCAAGUUGUUCGCCAUGAUCACGUUCCAUUCAAGCUGUCCUUCUGGUCAAUGAUAUUCCCUAAUGGCGUCUACGCAAACCUGACGAUACAGCUUUCACGGACGUUCGACUCGCCGUUUUUCAGGGUUUAUGGUGCUAUAUAUGCUGCGGGGACGUUGUUGCUGUGGAUAUGUGUCGCUGUCCCUACUGUGUGCUUGAUUCCAGGAGGUGUGAUUUUCGAUGCCCCCUGUUUAGAAGAAGUGAGCGUGUUGGAGCCGCCCAAAACCGAAGUCGUAGGGGAAGUAUAAGAGAGCUUGUCACUAUCCCAUCUGACUGCUUCCGCGAACCUCUUCUCAAGGUUCACCUAGAGUUCUUGUCCUGUACGUUGUUUUCGAAUUAAAUACUACAAUAUUAUAUGCUGGUUAAUC